This is a messenger RNA of Paramormyrops kingsleyae, 4015 nucleotides long. RefSeq names its product leucine rich repeat containing 17 (gene lrrc17). Gene Ontology annotation, cellular component: plasma membrane. Lineage: Eukaryota; Metazoa; Chordata; Actinopteri; Osteoglossiformes; Mormyridae. Gene Ontology annotation, molecular function: protein binding. The record is from RefSeq and is a predicted model, not a curated record.
CUAGACGCUGGCUCCUUGCUCAUGACAGGACAGGGCGGGGUGCGGAGCGGCACGGCGCGGGACCCACCUGAGUGCAGCCCGAGAGGUCCAGGUGGACGAGCCUGUGGCAGCCCUUCCCUGUGGUCAGGGACGCCACAGCGAUAACCAGCCUUCGAAGGUGCCCGCCUUGGGCCCACUCACCCCGCCCCUGGCUGCCCCGGCCGGCCGGAGGAUGCGCAUGACUGUGGCCUUGUUGGUGCUCCUGCUCUGGGGGUCCCCCGUCGUUGGGGGUGCCCGGCGCGGAGCGGGGCGAGCCAAGGCUCGUGGCAGGGCGCGGCAGGGCACCGCCAAACGCUUUGCCCAGGAGUGCGUGGAGUACACAGAGGCUGGGGAGCGGUACCUGGAUUGCCAAGAGCGGAGGCUGAGCGCGGUACCGGCUGGCCAGCACAGCGAUGUACACCACCUGCUCCUGGCCCGCAACCAGAUCCACGUCCUUCCGAACGAUGCCUUUGCCCACUUCCCCAACCUGAGGAGCCUGGACCUGCAGCAGAACGAGCUGAGCCAGGUGUCGCGCCGGGCCUUUGCCGGACUUGCCCAUCUCACCACGCUGCUGCUGCAGCACAAUGGCCUGCGUGACCUCGACGAGGAGACACUGUUGCCGCUGCCUCUCCUUGCCUAUCUGCGUCUCUAUGACAACCCCUGGGAUUGCCGCUGCCAACUUGACAGCCUGGUCAGGACCCUGCAAGUGCCCGGCAAACGUAACCUAGGGAACUAUGCCGAAUGCGCGGAGCCACACACGCUCAGGGGCCACAGGCUCAAGAGGGUGAAGCCAGAGCAGCUGUGUCCAUCACUAGAGGAUAAUGCCCUGCAGGAGCCGGAGGGACCGGGCACGAAGACCACAGGCAGCGUACAGCGCACCUACACCAGCACCGCAUGCAAAACCUACAUGUCGCUGCUGGACUGCCGUGACGGAGAGCUGACAAACGUUCCAGCAGACCUUCCACCAUACUAUGUUAAUAUCGACUUGUCUAAAAACAACAUCAAACAUCUCAGGGCUAAGAUGUUUUUGGACUCCAAGGAUUUGAAAUCACUGAACCUCAGCAACAACGGCCUGGAGCUUGUUGAAACAGCUGCCUUUGCUGGCCUCCUGUAUCUCCGGGAGCUGGACCUGUCCAACAACAGCCUGCACUAUAUCCAAUAUGGUGUCCUGGAGGACCUAUACUUCAUUCGAAGGCUGGCGCUGGGAGGCAACCCAUGGGUGUGUGACUACAAUAUCCACUACCUGCUCUACUGGCUGAAGCUGCACCCUGGCGUUCAGCACUCUGGUCUUAUCUGCCACUCCCCGGCUGAGUUUGCCGGGUGGUCAGUGCAGGAGUACGUCAGGACCUACAAUGGGGACUGCCCCAUGGACAGAGUGCCGGGCCAAAACAUGGCGCUGGACCCCGGCACCCAAAACACCAGCAACCAGGAACCCAAUGCACUAGAAGUCAUGGGUAGAAUCGGUCAAUACUCCAAAGACCAGCUGCCAAGGUCUUUGAGAGACUCAAAGAGAUACAACACUGUCAGAGUUAAAACCAAGAGACAAAACUGACAGCUUUUACAGAACUGCCCUUUUUUGCAGGAUAUUCGAAUUUGGCCUGAGUCCCAUGACAAAGUCUUUUCCAUUUUUGUACCCUAGCAUUUUUUUGGUUUUAAACUACUUCCUUGUAUCCCAAUUUUAAAUCGUUUAAGGGUCUGUGUGGUUUCAUCCUUUUUCUGUCAAUAAACUGAGGAAGUUUGCUGUGCCACUCAAACGGCUACUUAGCAAAUGUAUGAAAGCGAUUGAAAACAUGGAAUAAGAAAAAAAAACUUAACUGCCGACCUGACAAGGUUCACUGCUUUAAUAAAGACCAUCAAUGUUUAAUAAGGGUGCGGAGUCAAAGAUAAAGAGGGAAAAGUGCUGAAACACACUGUAACAUCUAACCAUUACAGAAGUAAUAUUGUGGUGUCUGGAGAUUUACUUCAGAUGGCAAACUGUAUGUCACAGCACCAGCACAGGAUUUAUUGGGCAGGGAAAGAACAGUUUGGCCAACCGGACUAUUUCUGAGCAGAAACACAUGCUGGAAAAACUACAGCGAAGCUUGGAACUGCAGUGCUUACCAGUGCACUCGAAACUGGGCCACUGGAGGGCGCUACAACCUCGCAUGUUCAGAUGGACCACAAAGGGCCGAUACCGCUGCAGGAUUCGCACGACCACACUGUCCUUGACGUGAUCUUUUUCCAUGGAGAAGUUGAUCUGAGAGAAAAGGGGAAGCAGAGAGAUAAAAUAAAACGUACCAGUCUCUAACAAAGGGGGGAAAGUGGAACAAGGGAAACAGCGUAACACUCUCAUCAUGUUUGAGUUAUAAUGACAGGUGGACAUAUCACAAUGAAAAGAUCAGGAAUCAGGAACUGACCUUGCCCCAGAGAGAGGACAUCUGGGUGAUGACCUUCCAUGAGUGGCUCACCUGGGCACACCUGAGAAGGUCUCCCACAGGCAGGUAUUGGAGGAUCUAUGCACAGGACACAGGUUCACUACUUUGCUCUAGACCAGUGUUUCCCGGUCCGGUCCUCGGGAACCCACAGUCGGUCCAUGUUUUCGCUCCCUCUGAGCUCCCUGCCUGAUAGUCCACAUUUUGCUCCUUCCUAGCUCUCUACUGGGAGCUGGAAGAGAGCAAAAACGUGGACUGUCUGUGGGUCCCUGAGGACUGGACUGGGAAACACUGCUCUAGACCGCAGUCAACUUUAGGUUGUUGUUCUAAACUGCAUUUAGACCAGAUUAUGACCACCAGCAUCAAUAUGUGGACAUCUACAGCACAUCCACUGUGUCAGUAUGCAUUUCCUAACCACUUCCAUCUAGGACAGGGUUGUGGUGAACCUGAGGAUUUUAGCAGAAAUCACAAGUUUCAAGGCAGGGGAUGGCAAUCCAUCCCACGACACAAACACACACCACAGGCAAUUUCAGAGAUGCCACUUCACACAACUGCAUGUCUUUGGACUGUGAGAGGAAACAGACACACAUGGAGAAAUCCUGCACGACAGAAGUAGAACAUACAGAUGUCACAAGAGUGUCGGCAGAAUUCUGCAACUCUACACCCAACACAGAGGGUGUGAAGCAACACUGCUACCCAUUAGUCUGACCACAUAGUUAAAUAUUAUAUUUGACUAUAUAUACUCUCCCUUUAAAAUUUUACAUCCUGUGAAUUUGCUAAAUAUUUUUGAUCGAUGUGUUGCCAUGUGUGGAUCAUUUGUAUGAAAAUUAUGUUAAGGAACAGAAUAUACAGAAAUUUUAAACAGACACCAUUAGGAAUGAUUUCUCAGAUUCCCCCCCCCCCCCCAAGGACAUGAAAUCAGCCUCUGAGUGCUGUCGUGCUUACGGACAGCUGCGGCUCCUACCAGUGGCCCCCUCCCUGAGCCCAGGCGCCGUGGUGUGCGACGCGCACGGAAUCCCACGCACCCAAAGAAGCUUUUAUUCAAACGCCAGCAGCCGAAUGAAACGCUGGUUUAGAGCGAACGCGUCGCCACCGGACAAUGACAUGAAAAGCGAUGAAAGGCCUUUGUGCGAGUAACAGAGCCGUGUCUCGGGACUAAUUACAAUGCAAGUCAACAAAUCUGCUGGCCCUAGCACUCGAGAACCUCAACUCUCACGUCCUUUUAAUGUCCAUCCCCGGUGGGAGGUUCAGGUACACAGUUCUCUGUAUUGAUUUGUUCUCCUAUUUUCAUGGCUUUUGAUAUAAACUGUUCUGUUUUGUUCCACAGCAGUAAGUCAGGCCUGAGGACUGUGCAACAAGUCCUGUAUCCACACUUGGUUUUUUCUGUUCCGCUUACUGAACAAUAAUGAAUAUUUUGUAGAUUUUUCCCCCCCCCCAACAUAUUUUAGAUCUUCCUUUUCGUGUUGUGACUGUCUUGUCAAUCACCCUACAUUGCCUCAAAAUGCAGAGAUCUACAAUAAAAUACAAUGUCACGUUUCUCAUGGUUUGCCAUUCCUGCACACGCUAAUAAAAAAACCCUAAAAUUA